AUGGCGGCUUUCAAGAACGUCAUAUUAAAUCGCAGCAAGUUGACCAGGUACUACGAGGCGCUGCCAUCUUCCACGCAAGAAGUUCAAGAGUCGACUGAACGUCAUAAGAUCUUCAACGAGACCUUGGCUGAAGCAUGUGCGUUGCUCAUGCCAAAAGUCAGGCAGAAGAAGAAGGCCACAAAGGGCGCGCUGAGCGCGUCAUCCGACGCAUUCCCUCCCGCUUCUACGAACAGCUUCGAGGCGCUGAUUGGACUGAUAGAAGCCGAGAAAGAUCAUGACGGAUCCGCAUCUCAAUACUGGCAAGACAGCCUGCCAAGAACUAGUCCCAAACGAUCCGCGAUUGUAGAAGACCCCAUCGAGGAUGCGAUUGCUAUCCAAACCCACCUCACAGAAUACCAGGCCAUUGUGGACACUACGAAUGCCAUUUGGAGGUCGUUUGCUCGCGGCGACACAUCUCUCGCAGCCGCCGGAUGGUUGACGAACAUGGCUCAGCACUUCAUGAGACGGUUGAAAUGUCACGCGAGCAAGGACGUCACUAUUCAGCAGGGCGUGUUUAGUGAGAUUGGGGACUGUGGUAGUCUACGGCUAGACAUCACUGCGGACGAAUUGACAUCGACAAAAUUUAGCGAAUCUGUAACGUCUUCAUCCUUUGUCGAGCUAACUCAUGGCACUGGUCUAAUCUGGCCCUUCAGACUUCUGAACACUUUUGCAGAAACAAAACAAGUCCCGCGGUCUUUCGAGAACGAGCGGCGUCGUUUCCAAGACUUCUUUCGCAACCCGUCUGAGGAGCGCAGUGUCAAAGAGGAUUUCGUCGGGGCAGUCACCGAGUUCGCAUCGCGCGAUGGAUCUCAGCUCUCCCAAGAGGAUCGCCAAGUAGCAGGCGAAAGGAUUUGCGCCGACCGUUACGACUAUGAGCGCAUGCUGCUCGGAUCUAUAGUCAAGAGUAUUUCUCUACACCCCGCCUAUCAAGCGUACCAACUCGAUCCGGAUUCAAACAAAGCGCAAAAUGCCUCGCCCCGAUGGGCGUAUAUCAGGCAAGGACAUCUACAACACCCCUCAGCGCUUCCUCUUGUCGCUGAAUCUUCGAAGAAGGUGACUUGGUUCUCGGAAUUGGUAGCAACGCACAUGCUACUGGAAAGCGGGCGUAGCUUUCUGCACGAAUGCGAGAGAUUAGGAAAGACGCCGUCGAACUGCCGCAUCAUUGUACUAAGCCGAGCGAACGAAGUGCUUCGCGCGAUAGCAGAGCUGCAGCAACAUCAAAAUCUGACAGGGGACACCAUCGAGCUACUCAAGAUGAACCUGGAGAAGUUCCUUGCUGUCAAGACGUUCGACCUUUAUUCUCAAUCACCUUGGGUCACGGGAAGUUACAUGUCCGCUAUAUCUGACUUUACGCUCUACUGUGGCCUUGCGGUUCUCAACGAGCAGAAAAUGUUCGGCGCUAUAAUGCAUCUUUACAACAUGCUACGGCAAAUCGAUGCUGGAUGCCCCCAGAUACCAGUAUUGGAACAUCUCCAAAGUUUGUUCAAGACAGUGGUUUUCCCGGGAAAGCAAGAACCUCGAGAGAAGUUUCUGAACACCUUUGAGAUCCAUUGUGGUGCGAGGUUCGUGAAGAAGUUAACGAAGGACUUCACAGAGUUGACCACAACCCCAAAGAAAGUACCCCAGCAAGUCGCUGGCGAACGAAACAAGAUCCGAUUUAGUACCAUGGAACUCUCCGCGCAAGACAGCUUUCACAAUGUUUACAUACCCACUCCCGAGCUUUGGGUCAAACUCACGGGCGACCCUAAUGUAAUUCGACGGCUUGAUAGGGACAAACGCAAGACCGAUAUCCAGACUUCGUAUCCGCCAUCGGAACUCAUCCGUCGCGCGCAAGACGUCAUCGAACCGGAAUACGAGGGAGCCUUCCCAAUAGCUCGGCUGAAUUGUUUUGCGGUUUACGGUCUUUGCAGGGCCAUACUGUUCGAGGUCGCCACUCGCUUCGGGGAGUGUGGGCCUACGUUAUUCGACCCGUUAACUCAUGCGUUAGACUCGUGUGGAUAUCUCGAGAUACACAGUGAUAGCAUCGACUCGGCGUUACUUUGCGUUCGUCUAACGAUGUCCGAUGUCGACUUGAAGUUACGUGGUCGCAAUGACCGGAUGGCAGACAAGAGGUUCCGUGAAAUACGCUCGGUGGCCAUGACGCGAGACGCAAUCGUGAAGGUGUGCGAGGGGAGGAAGCUUGAGGACUUCCUGUGGCAGAACUACUGA
Molecule: messenger RNA, 2247 nt
Organism: Alternaria hordeiaustralica
Lineage: Eukaryota; Fungi; Ascomycota; Dothideomycetes; Pleosporales; Pleosporaceae
Exons: 2
Coding region: 1-2247 (748 amino acids)
Source: RefSeq, a predicted model, not a curated record